AAAAAAAACGGAAUCUGCUCGGUUUUUAUCCUCCCCUGUUUAUAUGAAAAUAUUUCUCCGGCGGCUGGCGCAGGAUGGCUGAACCUCGAUUUAACAAUCCUUAUUUCUGGCCUCMACCUCCUGCCAUGCCUGGCCAGCUGGAUAAUCUAGUCUUGAUCAAUAAAAUCAAGGAGCAGCUGAUGGCAGAGAAGAUCCGGCCGCCACACCUGCCCGCUUCUUCGGCCGCUUCCCAGCAGCCUUUGCUCUCCCCCUCCAGCCAGGCUGAGGGAACUCAAAACGGGAUGUCCAAAACGCAGCACAUGCCGGCCCUCCACAGUCCCAGCUCCUCUCAGCCCGAUAUCGCCCUGCACGCCCGCCCUGCAUCCAGCUCCGUCACAGGUCGUAUUCUUGGAGAUGUAAAUUUGAAUUUGGAUGACAAGGCAGCUAUAAAAGCCCGAGGAUUGUGGGAAGACUGGCACCUACGUCAGCUCAUAGACCAUCCCUCCAGAACAAACCACGUYUCAGGUGUGGCGCUGGCAUCGAGGACAGGGAACCUCAGCACUUCAGAGAUCAUAACCCCCACGACACCCACCUCCAGCAGCCACGGCCGGCUCGGUGGAGCUCCCACCCCACACCUGCUCUCGGGGUUAGCCAGUGGCCACGGGGUUGAGCCUGGGAAAAGCAACGGCGGCCUCGUGGGACUCCUCGGCCCCCCUCCGAAGGCGGAACGGGGGCGCAAGAGGAUCAAGGCCGAGAACGGCUCGUCCCUUCUGGUUGUGCCCUACCCGAUCCUCGCCUCGGGAAAUGAGCCGUCCUGCGUCACCAUCACCCCAAAACAGGGGAAAACCUACAGGUGUAAAAUUUGUCCGCUGACCUUCUUCUCCAAGUCCGACAUGCAAAUUCACUCCAAAUCGCACACGGAGGCRAAGGCCCACAAGUGUCCCCACUGCACCAAGACCUUCCAGAACGGGGCCUACCUGGCCCAGCAUCUGCGCAUCCACCUGAACAUCAAACCGUAUCGCUGCUCCUACUGUGAGAGAUGCUUUCGCCAGCUGUCCCACGUGCAGCAGCACACCAGAAUCCACACAGGUGAACGGCCAUAUAGAUGUGCCCACCCAGGGUGUGAAAAGGCUUUUACCCAACUGUCUAACCUGCAGUCUCAUCAGAGGCAACACAACAAGGACAAACCCUUCAAAUGCUCCAAUUGUUUCCGUGCCUAUUCAGACUCGGCCUCGCUGCAGAUCCACCUGUCUGCACACGCCAUCAAAAAUGCCAAGGCCUUCUGCUGCAGCAUGUGUGGCCGGGCUUACACCUCAGAGACAUACCUAAUGAAGCACAUGUCCAAACACGCCAUGGUGGAGCACGUUGUGUCCCACCACCACUCCCCCCUGCACAGGACUGACUCGCCCACCAUUCCUAUACGGAUUUCCCUCAUCUGAGCCCAACUCCCACCCUUCCUUUCAAACUCUAAAGGACCAUUUCACUCAAAUAUCCGUUUCAAAUUCAUGCCUGUGCUCGGAGAAGAGGUGCUCCUUUCAACGGCUGCAUUGUUUGAAAGUUUUAAUGGGAUCAUCCAAAGAUGAUUUCAGCACUUUCAGGCCUGGGAGUGACAGGCCGAGUAUUUUUAUUUCAUUUUAUUUUUUAUGUGACUUGACUGAAAACAUCGAAUUGCUCCAGGCAGCUACAGAGAGAACCUUUUUAAACUUUUACAGAUCACUUUUAUACACUCCUUUACUUUCUCCCCUCAAUUCUUGGCAGAGAAGUUAUAUUGUCGCCAUAAUUAGUCUUCCAUUACCCAACAUGACGAAAUAGGCGUGUGUAUUCAUCUGUGUCGAAUCACCUUAUUGGUUAGCGUUAGUAAGGUUUUUAUUCAUUGCAUGGCACAACCACGCACAUCUUUCUUCAAUGUUUUUGUAAUUUCAAUGGUUUCCUGAACUUAUUUCAUGAUUAAAAUGUGAUAAAUAGUA
Messenger RNA from Austrofundulus limnaeus, 1946 nucleotides. RefSeq names its product zinc finger protein 362a (gene znf362a). Lineage: Eukaryota; Metazoa; Chordata; Actinopteri; Cyprinodontiformes; Rivulidae. The transcript has 9 exons. The record is from RefSeq and is a predicted model, not a curated record. Bases 75 to 1418 code for a protein of 447 amino acids. Gene Ontology annotation, biological process: regulation of gene expression. Gene Ontology annotation, cellular component: nucleus.